Pochonia chlamydosporia 170 is the source of this 2298-nucleotide messenger RNA. RefSeq names its product chitin synthase activator. The record is from RefSeq and is a predicted model, not a curated record. The transcript has 2 exons. Gene Ontology annotation, molecular function: protein binding. The coding region runs from base 1 to 2298 and encodes 765 amino acids. NCBI's taxonomy places the organism in Eukaryota, Fungi, Ascomycota, Sordariomycetes, Hypocreales, Clavicipitaceae.
AUGGCCGCCGUCAGCACCUCCCCGCCUCCUUCGGCAACCUCCCCCCAUGGCCACGGCGAUAAUCGCGAACAUAUUUCUCAUCAUGCAUACACAUCACCAGCCGCAGAAGAUGUCUCGAGAAGAAACCUCAACGCUCCUUCGCUCGGCACAGGUAGCGCGCGACUACGGGAUGCACCAGUGUCUCCUGUGCGAGUCAACUUUCACGACCAAAGCUGGCCCCAUCCGUCAAAUGCCAAUAUUGAGCAUGCACUGCCGCAAACUGCACAAUUUGGUGUCGUUGAGAAUGGUUACGGGCAUGAGUAUACCUCAUCUAUGGACGGUUCUGAGACCAUUCCCUUGUCCGAGGUGUCAACCGCCCAGCCGUCUCAACCGUCCGCCGUUGGAACCGGCCCUUCGGACGUUGACGCCUUAGCAGCAAAGUUUACCCAUGCGUCGCUGGAUCUCAGCCUCCAACCUGCCUCACAAGCGGCGCCCGAGCGGUAUGAAGGGUCUCCCAUGAGCCCCAAGCAUCGCGUACGAAACCAAGAUAUCUAUCGAAACAGCCGCGAGUCCGACGAAACGGCUAGCACCUCGCAGCAACAGCCAUCUGCCCAGUCUUCCGCUGCAACGAGUGCAAGCUCCGUCUCUGGCGUCAACGACAAUUCGGAGUAUCCGCCCAAUGGCGACUCGCCGGGAAGUUCCAUCAUAGAGGGCAAUUUGCCAAAGAACCUGUCCGUUCCACAGUUCCAGUAUCACCACCAGCAACAAGAGUUUCCACCUCGUGUCUCUAGCGGAGGCGCUGGUCAAUUUGCACGUUCGCCAUCUUCCGACCUCUUGGAAAAUGGAGGACAUAUCAGGCGCCACCUCACUCCGCAAUCGGGAUACUUCCAAAGGAGCUCCCUUCCUCGACCUCAAUCAUCAUACUCGACCCUUUCGGAUUACAGCCCUAGGGGCAGAUCUCCCAAUCUACUGCCUGGUGGCUCCCACAUGCGUGCUCCCUCUGUUCAGUCUCGCAAGUCUCCCAAUGUGCGGCCAUCAUCGUACGCCGAGCUUCUCAGCGUCCCAUACCCGCAACAAGCUCCUCCGUCGUUUUCCUUGGAUAACUCGAAUCUUCGAACUGUCGUUGGAAACAAUGCAUCGCUUCUCAGCACCCAGAAAACACUGGAAAUGUAUCGCCAAAAUGUCAAGAAGACGACCGAUGCGUCUAUUCAGUACUCUUUUGCGGUUUUCUUGAUUUCAACCGCACAAGAGCAAGGUUUAGAUUCGUCCAACCCCAAAGCGAAGCGGCCUGCACAACAGCCACUGAGGGACCUCGACAGUCCCAUUGUGGAGGCGUCAGUCACCAGUCCCUACGAGCUGGUUUGCGAAGCUCGACAGAUCCUCAAGCGAUUGUCCGAUGGCGGUUAUCCCUUUGCCGAGUAUUACCUUGCUGAUGGCUAUUCGUCCGGGCUCUUCAGCAAAGGCAAGAAAGAUGACGAUACGGCGUUCCCGCUCUUCGUCCGGGCAGCUAAACACGGCCAUGCCGAGUCUGCCUACCGCACCGCUCUGUGCUAUGAGUUUGGAUGGGGAUGCAGUAAAGACCCUGUAAAGGCUGUCCAGUUUCUGCGCAAGGCCGCAGCCAAAUCGCAUCCUGGUGCCAUGACGCGUCUGGGCAAGGCAUGUCUAUCUGGUGAUUUGGGUGAGAAGCGAUACCGUGAGGGUAUCAAGUGGUUGAAACUUGCCGCUGAAGCCGCUGAUUCGCAGUACAACGCUGCUCCAUAUCAGUUGGGAUGCUUGUACGAGACUGGCUACGGAGACGACAUCUUUGCAGAUGCAAGCUACGCAGCUGAGCUGUUUACCCACGCUGCAGACUUGGGCCACCCAGAGGCUAACUACCGAAUGGGUGAUGCUUAUGAGCAUGGCCGAUUGAACUGUCCUCGCGACCCGGCAUUGAGUGUGCACUUUUACACCGGCGCUGCUGAACGUGGCCACUCGGCAGCCAUGAUGGGUCUUUGCGCCUGGUACAUGGUUGGAGCUCCUCCUAUUCUGGAGAAGGACGAGGAGGAGGCAUACGAAUGGGCACGGCGAUCUGCUGAACUAGGUUUUGUCAAGGCUCAGUACGCUGUAGGGUACUUUACCGAAAUGGGUAUCGGUUGUCGACGUGAUAUUCUCGAAGCCAAUGUCUGGUACGUUAAAGCCGCCGACGCUGGUGACGAACGAGCCAAGCAACGUAUUGCUGUCAUCCAGGCCGCCGUUAGCGGAGGAGGCACUCCCAUGGAUGUUGCACCACCGCGCGGCAAGAAGGGUGGCAAAGACGACAAGGACUGUGUUGUCAUGUAA